AACUGAAAAAUCCAGUUUAAAAAACGUAAUUAGUUUUACACUUUCACAAUUUUUACAAUUAUUCAAUCAAAAAAUGAACAAUCCAGAAACUGAAGAACCAGUGGUAGGCGAGCUGAAGCAGGAUUUGCCUUCAUCCAAGCCGGCUGAGCUAUCUUCAUCCUCACAAUCCGAAGGAUUUAUGCAGGCGGCCUCCACCACCGACGGCAUGGCUGCGGCGGCUCUCCGCUCGGUGCUCCAGCGGGUUAACCCACUCCCUCCUCCGGUAGGUGUACGACGGGUGGCCGUGAGCAAGACGAAGCCGGUCUCCCUCCUCCGGCAGGUGUACGACGCCGGCCACCACUGCUUUGGCGAGAACUACGUCCAGGAGAUCGUCGAGAAAGCUCCUCAGCUGCCGGAGGACAUCGAAUGGCAUUUCAUCGGGAAUUUGCAGAGUAAUAAAGUGAAGAGACUUCUAUGUAUGUCUAUAGUAUAUCAACCUCACGAGUGUUCAUAAAUCUUUUGUGAUAAUUCACAUAAGUGAAUUUGAAGUGUGUAGUGUAGGCUUCAGUAACCAUGUUAUUGUUCGAAUUGGGUGGCUAUGAAAUAGUUCUUAGUGUUUGACAGUUAAUAAUUAUGUUGAUGAUGAAGGGUUAUUGAUGAUGGUGCUGUAGGAAUUGCUUUUGUUGUCCAAUUCUUCCAUUUGAAUGUUUGAUGUUCCAAAGUUGUUUGUGUGUUUGUGUGUGUGUGCGUAAUGUGAAUUUUGGAACACAAGUACAAUCUGUUAAAUAAACUAUCUAGUUAUUGAAUUAUGGUUUUAAGGGAUCGCUAUUUUGAAUAAAGACUAGUGUUUAUGGAAGUGUGGAACAAUUAGCUAU
Messenger RNA from Striga asiatica, 854 nucleotides. NCBI's taxonomy places the organism in Eukaryota, Viridiplantae, Streptophyta, Magnoliopsida, Lamiales, Orobanchaceae. The record is from the annotation of a GenBank genome assembly.